AUGUAAAAAACUCAUUAUAGUUCAUUUAGCAUUUCUUCUAAUUCAAUUGAAAAUUCAUAAAAUAAUGCUUCAUUAAAAGGUAAAAUCUCUUCAUUAGAAUCACUUAUGUAUGAAGUUGCUGAUUCUGUUGAAAUGCAUAGAAAAGAAUACUAAUCAUUAAAAUAACUUAAAGAUGAAUUUGAAUCGAUAUUAUCUAAUAAAACUGAGGAUAUGUUAAAAACACUUUAAAAUGAAUUAAUGUAUUAUCAUUUACAAUAUAAGUCAUUUAGAUGAUGAAUUAAAGAGAGAAGUUGGAUAUUAAUUGGCAGAAAAUUCAAGAAUUCAAACUUAACUAACUCAUCUCAAAGGUGAAAAAACUGCUUUAUCCAUUAAAUUAAAUGAACUACAUUUAAGAAUCACCAAUCUAGAAGGAUAAGUAGGAAAUCAUGAAUAAAAUUGAUUAUUAUUAUUAAUUU
This is a messenger RNA of Paramecium sonneborni, 455 nucleotides long. The record is from the annotation of a GenBank genome assembly. Lineage: Eukaryota; Ciliophora; Oligohymenophorea; Peniculida; Parameciidae.